This is a messenger RNA of Solenopsis invicta (red fire ant), 2066 nucleotides long. RefSeq names its product tubulin-specific chaperone A (gene Tbca). Gene Ontology annotation, biological process: tubulin complex assembly; post-chaperonin tubulin folding pathway. The coding region runs from base 609 to 1796 and encodes 395 amino acids. NCBI's taxonomy places the organism in Eukaryota, Metazoa, Arthropoda, Insecta, Hymenoptera, Formicidae. The transcript is spliced from 4 exons. Gene Ontology annotation, cellular component: microtubule cytoskeleton; cytosol. Gene Ontology annotation, molecular function: beta-tubulin binding. The record is from RefSeq and is a predicted model, not a curated record.
AAACACUUGUCUUCUUGCUGCGUAAUUUGUAGAUAAGAUAUGCUAAUAUUGCAAAAUACAGAUUCGUUUGAUGUGUAAUAUUCAAUACGUAAUAUUUAAUAGACGUCUUUAUAAAAAUGCUAGAUAAUUUUGUGUCCAUUGGAUUAAUAGAUAGAUUUAUUCUGCGUAAUUGUUAAUAUUUAUGGCAAGACAAAGAUGGCUAUGACAUAAAGAAGCAAGAGGAAGUGCUUCAAGAGUCCCUUAUGAUGGUACCAGACUGUCAAAGGCGUCUUGUUAAGGCAUUUGAAGAACUCAAGAAGAUCCUGGACACCGAGCAAGAUUUAAAGGAAAUUGAAGACUAUAUCGAGGCUGAGAAAGUGCUGCAGGAAGCAGAGGAACAAUUGCCAAAGGAAGGGGACAUCUUGCAGAUGUGUUAAAAAAAAAGUGCUCGCCGAUAACUUUCGCUAAAUUAUUUUUUUAAUAUUAUCUAACAUAUUUUUUUUUCUUACCUUUACUAACCUUUUACGAUUGAUUAAUUUUACACUUACUAUUAUAGUAAGUAUAGAAACUAUUAGUCUAAGCCUUUUUUUGUUAUCGUUCUCACUUGGAUGCACAUAUAUUAAACAAAUAUGUACAGUGAUCAGUCUUUCCAGCAAAAUGCUGGACAAACGUAUGACAAUGUGCAUUUUAACAUGUAUUAUCCGAUAACUCAGCAACCAUUCGCAUAUGACGUGAAUUAUGGUGGAAAUACAUAUUAUAAUGUUUAUCCAAGCCAUGUAACAUGUGAUAACACUACUGUUAAUAAUGCGACGUCAAUCGAUAGAAUAAGAACGAGACAGCAAGAUGAAAAGGCCAUUGAACAGUUCCUCCAAGAGGCAGAAUGGGUGGUUCCUGCCAAAAGCAAACAGAAAGAGCCGUCUAAGAUCGCGGCCGUUAAGAAUGCAUUGAUAUCAGUGGCCAAGUUGAACGAACAACUUGAGGCUGUUUACGCGGAACUCAGGAACAACGUUAAUUUACCAGAAGCGCAAUGGCAAGAGAAGGUCAGUGCCUGUAACGCUGCAAAAUACGAAAUCUGCGAAAUAUUAAAACCCAUAAAAGAUGAGGGUUUUUUGAAUAAAAUUAAGAACAAUUUAGAGAAACGCAAGAAAAAGCGUACGAGACAGCGGCUUAGAAGAAUGGAAUGGAAAAAGGAAAAGUUAAUGAAAGAAGAACGAAAAGCAAAAUUACAUGAAGAGGCUGACGCGUGGAUCCGAAAGGAGCAAGAGCAAGCAGUGAUCGAGCGGGAAAAACAAGAUGAAAACUUGCGCAAAGACGCGGAUAUGGUUUUAUCCGAUGUUCGAAGCAAGAGGAACGAUACACGGAAGUAUCUAGGGAUUUUGCAAGAACUACAGAACUUACGAAGAAUCAAGAUGAAUAUCGCUCGAGCAAGGGGCGAGAAAUUGUCCUCAGCAGUUGAAGAAGCAUUCAAUGAUACCAUCGCUAAAUUGACAGAACAGUGGACUACUUUGGAUCGUGAUUAUGCAACAGAAGAACAGGAAUUAAAAUUAAUGCUAAAAACGGACAAUGAAAAAAGGAUCGAAAAACAAACGAAAAAUUUCUUUGAUGAUUGGGAGAAUGUACUAUUUGGGACAAAUAUAUUGGCUGCUGAACAAUCUUAUAAAGAUGUGGAUGGUUUUGUUAUGAUUCGUGCUGCCUGGGAUAAAUUCAUCAGUUCGGAAAAUGAUGCAACAACGAUUCCAAUUGGAUGGAUAGUGCCUGAAAAACCAUCUUCUGCUGCUUGGCAAAAAUGUCUCAAUAAGGAGACUUCUCGAAAUUGAAAUAACGUGUUAAUUUAAGUUUACUUCAAAAAUAAAGAACAAUUUGCUAGAAUAUUUUUAAUUAAGUCGCGCAAUGUAUACAUUACGAUAAAGUUUUUCACUAUACUUUUGCAAAAAUUGUCAUAUGUACGAAAGAAAUAUUAUUUUAAUUGAAGAACUCAAUUUGUUAUUCUUCACUUAUUCAUUGAGAUAAAAGUAUGGCUUGUUUACUUCAAGAAAUUUAAUAUUAAUGUAAUGUAAAAUUAUGUACAAAGAAUUAUUUUACAAUUG